Molecule: messenger RNA, 916 nt
Organism: Musa acuminata AAA Group (dessert banana)
Lineage: Eukaryota; Viridiplantae; Streptophyta; Magnoliopsida; Zingiberales; Musaceae
Exons: 2
Coding region: 96-554 (152 amino acids)
Source: RefSeq, a predicted model, not a curated record
ACUGCCAAUUAUUCCAAGGAAUGAAGGUGUGCACUGUGACAUGUAUGGAGCCGUGAGAUGGUGGGCGCGGGCGAGAGGACGACCGCUGGUACGCCAUGAGCAGUCGAGAAAACGUGGGCAUUUGGUGUGAACGGAUGCGAUCGGGAUUGACCUUCUUCUCACCCUCUAUAAUACCUUCACAGGGCACCGGUCUCAAUCCAGGUGGAACCAAGCCACCGAGGCAAAGGGUAACACAGCUCCCACGGGAGAGAGAGAGAGAGAGAGAAGGCGAGAUGGCUUGGUGGAACAAGAAGGUGGUGUUCCCGGUGAAGCGCGCGCUGGUAGCAGUCGCCGCAAGGGUCAAGGCUCGGAAGCACGGUGAUGGGAUCAGUAAACUCCACGACGACGUGCAAACGUGUGGAUACCAAGAUGUGCAGGUGAUGUGGGAGAUGCUGAGGAGAUCGGAGACGGAGCUUCCCAAGCAGCGGAAGCGGCGGUUCUGGCGGCCGUCAGCCUCAUCGCGACGAACGACAUCGUGUGAUUCGAUGGAGCGGGCAUCAUCAUCACCGCGAUAGUGAAUGUGAAUGUGCAAGGACCGGUGGAACAAGGCUUCAUCAGUAGGAGGCUAGCUGUUUGACACAUGAUGGAUACAUGGACAUAUAGCUAAGCUUGCUUAUCUGAUGUUUUUAUUUUCCUUUUUUUUUUUUUGUACAUUCAUUAUCAUAUUCAAGAACCUCUUCCCCGGUUGAAGGUGGAGGAAGAAGCGUUCGGAGAACUUUCUCUUUGUCACCGUAUACUAUUAUACUAUGCCUGUGGGAUCUCCACAUAUCAUGAGAUCUAUUCUUGUAUGGAACAAGUUUUUCCAAACGAUUUCGUAUGCUUGUGGGACCUCUGGAUCAUGAAAUCUAUGGAGAUGUUCUUCAUUCAAAUUAUUUUA